Molecule: messenger RNA, 2676 nt
Organism: Scedosporium apiospermum
Lineage: Eukaryota; Fungi; Ascomycota; Sordariomycetes; Microascales; Microascaceae
Product: F-box domain-containing protein
Exons: 3
Coding region: 1-2676 (891 amino acids)
Source: RefSeq, a predicted model, not a curated record
AUGACCAAACCGUCAGAAGUUACGGCAUCUGCCGACACCUCCAGCAACAGCACAUCACCCACGACACCCUUCGAUCCUCAGAUACCGACCAGCCAUUCCCAAUCCGAGGAAAGCUCCCAGGUCAGCCCUACCCAACCUCUGCUCCCGGCCAGCUCCUCCCGGCAGGAGACUGCUCCGAAGCAAGUUGUCGAGAAGCUCCUCAAAGGAAAAGAGGUUGUUGGCAAGACAUUAGCAGAACGCAGCGGGAAGCUUACCUUGCUUGAGCUGCCUGUAGAUAUCCUUCGCCUGAUUGUACAUGAGGUUACGCAUACCAAUGACCUUACAUCCCUUGCGUUGACGAAUUCAACGCUUCACAGUUUAGCCGUUCCGCAGAUUUACUCGAGAUUCGACAUAGUAUGGCCCGAUUCCGAUGCCGAGGCUACCGAAUCUAAGAACGUCGAUGCCCUCACCUAUGGUCUCUCGACUCUCUGUCUUGGCAACUCCUUUGCCCACCGCGCCCACUUACUACGCAACCACUCCUCGUCUACACCGACUGCGGUGGUUCAUCAGCUUAGGAAGAGCAACUAUGCCCAAUACACCCGGAAGUUUUCGCUAGGAAAUGGGCCUUCCGACUGGGUAGCUGAAUAUCUCAUCUCCAAGGAGAGCGGGAAGAUGCUGGGCACUCUUGUUGCCCUCGCAGUCGAGAAGAUGGUGAAUCUGGAAACCUUCGUCUGGGAUAUGCCCACCGGCGUGAUAUCCGACAUUUUCCUAGCCCUGGCCUCUCACCAAGAUCGCUCACCAGAUGCCGAAUCCAAGUUGGAACGAGUGUGGGUUCGAUGGCAUGACAGCUACGAUGACCCCACGCAAUCCGACAAUGGCCAAAGUCCAGACUUGGCUAGCCAGACGGUUAUCCCAUCAUCGGCAACUUUAACUCCUAUUGGCAUCCUCCUCCCAUCCAACUUUGAACCACAACCCCACUCGUUGACUCCUAUGCGUUACCGGGACAGCCGCGUGGAGUACCCAACCUUUAGUGUGCUUCCGCCUCUCAGGAGUCUGACGGUAUUGGAAAUUGAUGACGUCGCCUACCUGGACGAAAUGUCUGUUCUGAUUGAGCGCUCCAAGUCUCGGCUCCGGGAACUCCGCGUUGGCAUAGGCUCUCGGGUGACGCACCGCGACUUCGUCAAAGCCUGGGACGGCUCUGACCUAGAACAAGUCGACCAUAAUGCUCACUGGCCCGGCGCAAGCACUAUCGGAGAUCGCCGGCUGGGCGGCGUCCUCGGGGUGAUAUUCGGUAGGAUCUAUGAUAUACGGCGCAAGGCGCCGAAGAAAGCGGAUGAUAAUAGUGGGUCAUCAGCGGCUCAGCAGUCCCAGGCCGAAGUAGGGCCUGUUUCCUACGUCGAAGUUACGCACCCAUCAGCCGCCGGUGAUGCCUUGCCUUCUCCAGGCCACGUCGUUCCUAUCCUAGAAACCACACCGGUUCCCUCGUCCCCAGAACGACGAGGCCGUCCUUAUGUACCUCCUAGACUAGCAGUAGAUGAGCCCGCGAAUGCCCAGUCUCGUGGCGGCGACUUCCGGAAGUUGGAAGGGAAGCUGAGGUUGCGGACUCUGGAGCUUGAGCGGGUACCGCUUUCUAUGCAGGUCUGCACAAAGGCGAUUGACUGGACAACACUCACGACCUUUACUCUUCUUGAUUGCCCAUAUCAUGAUAAUCUCUGGAAGCUCUUGAAGCAGAAAUUCGCGCCGACAUCCAACAUCCCCGGGAUCAAAGAUGCGAAUGCAAUCAAGGCAGCGCCAGCAAGUUCCCUUCAGUACCACCUUGCCCUCAAGCACAUCCACACCGACCAGGUAUCCACAGCCUUGAUCAAUUUCAUCAAGGAAACCUUGGCCCCCAACUCCCUCGAAUCUCUGUUUCUCCAUGACCGCCGCCACUCACUAAGUCGCAGCGUCAGUAUCGACUCGAUAUUCAAGUCUGUCAUAGUUAGACACCGUGGCAGUCUGCGAAAGCUGUUGCUGGACAGCUCAGAAAGGCGUAGGGGAAAUACUAGUAACUUCGAGAGCCCCAGAUGGCGUCAUUGGGCACCGACGACCGACAUGGUCUUGUAUCUCACGAGCGGAAAGAUGCCAAGGUUGACAGAGCUCUCAAUGGCCAUGUAUUAUAAGGAUUGGCAUCCUUUCCUCCAAAGGCUCCCCAAUAUACCUCACCUAAGGUCUCUAUGCCUGCCCGAAAUCGCCCUUACCGACAGGGUGGCUUACAACUCGAACCCUAAAGAGCUGGCCCUGCAGCUUGUAGACAUCAUAACAUUGCGGCCAGAGAUCGAGCUCUGCUACGUCGGUCUCUCGGGCAAAUGCUUUGAAAUUUACGAAUCCGAACCCAGAUCUCGUGCUAGGAGGGCCAGACGAGGUUCUGUGGAUUCUUCAUCCAGCCCUGCUCAGGGCAGUGAUGCCUCCUCGUUCGGCGGUGACGAUGAUACUGCCAGUCAAGUCUCGGUCUCCACCGUCGAGAGUGCCCAGGGAGGCGCGACACCCGCGAGCGUUGUUUUGGAUGGCGCGGAAUCCGAGACGUCUCUCGCGCACGACUCGGAUGCGGAUCCCCUGAACGAUGUGGAUCUUGCGCUGCCCCGGUGCGAGUUCCGAGUCAGGGAGAUUCUGUUUUAUGAUGAAGUUUCUAUCUUUAAGGCUAGGUAUGCGGCGCUUUGA